CUUCCUCUCCUCUCCAUCCUCUUCCCUAUCCUCAUCCUCAUCCUCCCCGUCUUCCCUCCCUUCUUCUCUUCUCCCUCUUCCUCUCCCUCCCUCCGUCGGCAUCCUUCCCCUCCUUUCCUUCUCCUUCUCCCCGCCCGUCCUCCGUCCUCCGUCGUCCUCAUCCUAUUCUCCUCUUUCUCCGAUCCCUGCUCCCCGCCAUCGCCUCCAAACCUCAUAUCUCCGCUACCGAUAUAUCAUCUGUUAUACACUUCUUCAAACCAUCCAACCUCUUCCUUACCUACAUCGAACAGAGAACACGCGUUUCCGUGUUCUUUUUUUUUUUUUCAGCUUCUCUCUAUACUCCCUCUUUGGAUUCGAAAAAUCUGUUGCCCCCUUGAAACCAUGGCUACUACCGAAGCUCACGAGACCUCUGCCAUCGUGGAUGAGACCAUGGUCGACACUCUGAACAACGUCACUUUGGAGCAUGACGAGUCCGAACUUCCCCCCAAGACGGACGAAGAAUACGCCGAGUCCAUACUGACUCUCCGUGCAAUCGUGUCGUCCAAGGAAGCCGGUGUCAUCAUUGGUAGAGCCGGGAAAAAUGUCGCAGACCUGCGCGAUGAGACCGGUGUCAAGGCCGGUGUGAGCAAGUCUGUACUUGGCGUUCAUGACCGAGUCUUGACUGUCACUGGUACUUUGCAGGGUACCGCCCGAGCCUAUGCGAUUGUGGCCAAGAGCUUGCUUGAGGGCGCCCCGCAGAUGGGAAUGGGCGGCGUUGUUGCGAACAACGGAACUCAUCCGAUCCGUCUCCUCAUCUCCCACAAUCAGAUGGGUACAAUUAUCGGUCGACAGGGAUUGAAGAUCAAGCAUAUCCAGGAUGUGUCCGGCGUACGUAUGGUCGCGCAGAAGGAGAUGCUUCCCCAGUCCACCGAGCGGAUUGUGGAAGUACAGGGCACCCCCGAAGGUAUCGAAAAAGCGGUUUGGGAGAUCGGAAAAUGCCUUAUCGACGACUGGCAGCGCGGGACCGGUACUGUCCUUUACAAUCCUGCCGUCCGCGCGUCUUAUGGUUCAGGAUCUUUGAAUAACUCCGUGGGUACGGGCAGCGGCUACGGUAGCCGCCCUUUCAACCGUACAGGCAACGGUGCCGAUUUCAGCGACCAUUCUGGUGGCUACGGUAGGCGCUCCAACCCGGACACAGGGAACCGUGGCUAUCCUCUUGUCACGGAGGAGGGGGAGGAGAUCCAGACGCAAAACAUCAGUAUUCCGGCAGAUAUGGUUGGGUGCAUCAUAGGCAAAGCUGGAAGCAAGAUUACCGAGAUUCGCAGGAGCUCUGGAGCUCGCAUCUCGAUUGCCAAAGCUCCUCACGACGAGACCGGAGAACGCAUGUUCACGAUUAUGGGGAGUGCUCAAGCCAACGAGAAGGCUUUGUAUCUCUUAUAUGAGAACCUCGAGGCCGAAAAGACUCGCCGCAGUCAGCUUCAGGAAUGAUGCUUCUCGGGUCCCGAGCUACGCCAUACAACCGAAUUUCUUUUCUACGGCGGCGCCGGUCACCUUGUUGUAUGAGUUAUGGUACCUGAAGAAAAAAAAAAAAAGCGAAAGGCCUCACUGUCAGUUCAGACUCUAGCGAUUGCUAUAUGCUCUCGUGCUUGGGCGUGUGAUUCUUUUUCCGAAUAGUCCUGCUUCCUUACUUUUUGAUCUUGUGUUUGUGGCUUCUUUGAUAUACCAGAGGAGAUUCGCCGGGAUGGGCCCUAAAUGCAUGUUAGAUACCAAAAGCCAAAUCUCUGCAAAUCUCUAUCUCUACCGGAGUGGGUUGAAUUUCAACUAGCAAGACCUGAUUGAUCGCUUCUACGGAGAGCGUCAGGAGUGGUCCCUCAGCGGACUACAUGCGGAUUGCUGAUGCUAAGUUCCAUGGCCAGGUCUCGCUUUGCGUCCCUUCUUUUUCUCUACGGUGCCCGUCCAUUUCACUCCAUGGCGAUGAUUCUACUCAUCUGUCUUUCUCACAAUCUUCCCGAAAUUGAUCCUCGCUUGUUUUCCGCUCACAUAUCUUACUUACUCGGAUGAGAUCUAAUUCCUCUGAUUCCUAUUUAAUUGUCUCCUCUUCCUCUCCUUCGCUACACUAUCCAUCCUAUCAUUGUCAUUGUCACCUUUCCAUUUUCACCCGUCCAGGCUCCAUGCAUCAUUCGUAUGUGCCUAACAGAUGAAACAGGUGAAAUAAGACCGCAAUAUUUUUUUUUUAAAAAAAAAAGUGAAAAAAAGAAAUCUUAUUACAAUUCAACCCAUCACAGAAUGGUUGUACUGUAGUCUUUUCUGUUACUAUGCGGGGAUGUGGGGACAGUAUAAAAAUACACUGAAGCUGAAGUAAUAUGUAACUAGAGUUAUUAGAAGAAGCAAGUACUAAAACAAGCGGAGGAUAGUAUAACUAUACAAGAAUUGAACUGUAUUGAAUGGAGAAAAGGGAAGAAAAAGCGUACAAGAGUAACUGACGCUGCUCCUGAUGAUGAUAAUAAUGCAUAGAGAAUCGAAAAACAAACAAAUCCCUAUUCUGCCCAUAAAAAGAAACAAUGUAGUAGUGCACCUAAUUAUAAUGCGAUUGGAUCCAUUGCUAAUGCCAUUGUCAUUUGCCCAUCUUUCUUUCUUUCUUUUGUCAUUGAUUGAUAUAGAAACCAUGGAUGUUGUAAUGUGAUGCGUUUCGUGGCUCCGAGGAUGCUUUCCUU
Messenger RNA from Monascus purpureus, 2693 nucleotides. The record is from the annotation of a GenBank genome assembly. NCBI's taxonomy places the organism in Eukaryota, Fungi, Ascomycota, Eurotiomycetes, Eurotiales, Aspergillaceae.